ACUCACAAGUCUUCCACUGGCUGAUGAGCGUUACCAUCUACUACACAGUUGUUGGGGUCUCUUUUCUUUUUCAGAGCAGCUAAUUGGGGUCUGUUGACUUUGUUCCCAAAGUCCAAAGAUCGAUCUUGUUCUCGCAGGAGAAUGAAUCCUUAGAAAUCUGAUUGCUGGCCCGUCCAGGAAGCAAGCAGAGAGAACAUGGAUGUCGUGCAGCCUGCAGGAGUGGACGCGGUGAAGCUCGUUCUGAUGAUUGUGCAAGCAGCUCAGACGGUCCGCCACAACAAGAAGACCUGCCAGCAGCUCGCUCACCGCACACAGAUGAUCGGCGACCUGCUGAAGAGGCUGCAAAGUUCAGGAAAGAUGCGUCAGCCAGAGGCCAGGAGCCUGCUGGAGGUUCUUGAGGACAUCCUAUGUGAAGCCUACAUGCUCAUCAAAUCCUGCCAGAACAGCAACUAUAUGUACCAGAUCUUGAUGGGUCGGAAGCAGGCCGAUCAGCUUCGUGUUGUUCAGAAUAGGAUAGACUCCUAUCUCCUGCUCUUUCCUCUCAUCAGCCACAUCGACACCGCGGAUCAAACGGACCAAAUUCUGAAUGCCAUACGGCCUUUUCAAUCCCAGACCGCAGAAGAGGUGCCAAGGUUGCUUUCAGGUUGUUCAAGCCACCAUGCUACUAGUUGCUCAUCUGGUGAUGCAAGGAUUGAAGUUUGUGGCAAGUUUGAAAGAGUUCAUGCAGUAAAUGAGCAAUUUACUGUAAAUGAAAGCAAGCAAGCAGGCUCUUCAAAUGUUUUCGGAGCAUUUUCAACCAAACAAAAUAGAAUGAGGCACCGUUGCUGUGGACAUCUAAAGGAGUCACGUACAAUUCAUAGGGCCACUGGUCAUAAAGGGUCCGUCAAAUUUAAUUUCUCCCAGUUGUUGGAUGCGACCAACAGUUUUUCUCAUGCAAACCAGAUUGGACAAGGUACCUUUGGCUGCAUUUACAAGGGUCGAUUACAUGAUGGACUUGACGUUGCCGUGAAAAGACGUCUUGAAGUUCCUUUAUCACCUAAUCAGCUGGAUUUCCGAAAUUUGGAGUUUGAAAAUGAGAUUUCCUUUCUGACAAAGCUCCAGCACACAAAUAUUGUCAAACUUUUGGGAUGCUGCAUUCAUGGGGCGGAGAGAAUUUUGGUCUAUGAAUAUAUGGCCAAUGGAAGCUUUGAUACCUUCAUCUCUGGUACAAGAACAACAAGGGCCAACCUUGACUGGCCCACACGCUCCCAAAUAAUGAAAGGGGUAGCUGAAGGACUUUGUGUAUCUUCAUAAACAGUGUGGGCUAUACAUUAUACAUGGAGAUUUAAAACCAAGUAACAUUCUCUUGGAUUCUGAUAUGAACCCCAAGAUAUCUGAUUUUGGCAUAGCUAGGACGUAUAAUCCUGGUUUGGAUAAAGAGUUUGCCGACCGCAUAGUGGGCUCGACGUAAGAUGUCUGAAUCCUUCCUGGUAUAUCAUAUUGGUUUUAUUGCUCCGGAGUAUCGGGAAAGAGUUCUUUUCUCUAUUAAGUCAGACGUUUAUGGAUUUGGAGCAUUACUUCUUGAGAUCAUCAGUGGCAAAAGGUGCUUCUCACUCUCAGGUGGAGGUGAUUAUGGAUUUCUGAAUAAGAGGGCCUGGGAGUUGUGGAGAGCAGGAAAAUUGAUGAAGCUCGUCGAUUCGCACUUGCGCAACGUGCCAGUGCCUCAUACCACGGAGAUAACAACAUGCAUCCAGAUUGCAUUGUUGUGCGUGGAGGAGGAUCCGGCGAACCGGCCCACCAUGCAGGAGGUUUUUCUGAUGCUAAGCCAUCAGAAUGCUGCUGCGUUGCCUAUGCCUCAGCGGCCAGCUUACUUGAGUGCUGGAAUGGUGCACACAUAGCAAUUGCCUGGCACCGGAUCGAGGCCGCGGAAGAGAAACUAUUUACCAGACCCGGCGCCAACCUGUAAACAGUGAGGAAGUGAGCCUAUCUCACUUGUAUGUGGUAAGUCGAUGUACAAAUAGGAUCACUUUGGUUGAUCAAUCUUGGUGGACUCCAAUUUUUUUUCGGGUUCAAGUUAUAUAAUACUGUCGUGUCUUCUUUAUAUUUUUCUGCAAACAAUGUGCUUUGUUGUCAAUUUAUUUUGGAUAUGUUAUUACCAUUAAGUGUUAUGUUUACUGGAA
Molecule: messenger RNA, 2159 nt
Organism: Brachypodium distachyon (stiff brome)
Lineage: Eukaryota; Viridiplantae; Streptophyta; Magnoliopsida; Poales; Poaceae
Exons: 9
Coding region: 196-1293 (365 amino acids)
Biological process (GO): protein phosphorylation; cell surface receptor signaling pathway
Molecular function (GO): protein tyrosine kinase activity; ATP binding
Source: RefSeq, a predicted model, not a curated record